Messenger RNA from Ziziphus jujuba (common jujube), 993 nucleotides. RefSeq lists its product as uncharacterized. Bases 79 to 810 code for a protein of 243 amino acids. Lineage: Eukaryota; Viridiplantae; Streptophyta; Magnoliopsida; Rosales; Rhamnaceae. The record is from RefSeq and is a predicted model, not a curated record. The transcript is spliced from 4 exons.
AAAUAGUUAUUGAAGUGUGCUAACAGAGUUAGGGCGUAGAAGGGGAGUCGAUAGCAGAGAAGAGAAUUGUAGAAAGCAAUGAGCUUGGCGCUGCUCCAAUCUUAUUCUUCUGCUGAAGAAGAAGAAGAAGAUGUUCGUGUCAGCUACAAUUCCUCCGAUGACGACGACGACAACGACCGCCGCGAAGCUUCGGCUUCUCUGAGCCGUUCGAUCGGUGACAGAUCCUUAUUCGACCUCCCAAAUCCCUCCUCUAAUCCUUCUGGACUUCCUUCUGCUUUUGAUGCCUUCUCCGAGAUUUCAGGACCACCGGAGUUUUUAAACAACUCGGUGGAAGAAUAUGGUUUCUCUGGAGAUGUGGAUCAGCAGCAUGGCAGACAUGGUGGUCGCCGGAAUCGCAAGGACAAGAAAGACGUUCCUGCUAGUUCCAUAGUGGAAGCCAAAGCUCAACUAGUGGGAAUCCAUGAACGAGUAAGAAGUGAUAUUGAGGGUAGCCAACCUCUAGUAUCAGCAGUUUCAAGCACAACACAAGGUGGCAAACGAGUGGCAACUGCAGCCAAUCCAAAUGCGGAGGAUGCUGCAGACCUGCUAAGAAUGUGUUUGCAAUGUGGAAUACCAAAGACAUACUCUAAUGCACGAGGAAUGGUGUGUCCGAUGUGCGGUGAUCGUCCUUCUGCAGACCCAGAUAAAGAGCCAAAAAAGAAGGGAUCUACCAUCAAAGAAAAGGAGAAGAGUAAGAGAAUGAAGGGUCAGUCAUCUCAUGCUGCAUGGAAAAGUGAAACGGAGAUGCAGCUCCGCCAGCAAUUUGAUUAACAGUAGCUGAGAAAGUUCAUGAAUUUGUGGGGUUAGGAUAACAUGUUUUAGGAUUAUAACUAUAUAUAUAUAUAUAUAUAUAGUAUCAGUGCUGUUAAGCUCUUAAAUUGUCAGAACUGAAGUUUAAUCAAGGUGUGUGCCUUUAUGCUUUGUUUCAAGAAUGGGUUCCUUCUUUUUCUUUUA